GCAAUAUGCAAUGCAAGAAUUUUAACCUCAAUCAUAAAUCAUAACAGAUAAUACUAAAAACAAAUUUUUAUCAACAAUUGAGUAAUGAAAAGUUUACUUCAACGAAACAUCCAACGCUAACGCGCCCAUAAAAAAUGGCUUCGGUAAUUAAACAACGGCAGGCUCUGGGAGAACAAGUGAGUUUGUUCAGUCAAGUGAAGCUAGAGCAUUUAGUUGCAGGCAUAUCGGGCGGAGUGUCUUCUACGCUUAUUCUACAUCCUCUGGACAUUAUUAAAAUAAGGUUCGCGGUAAACGAUGGAAGGAUGCACGCCGCUCCCAGAUACAACGGCAUAGCCAACGCGUUUUUAACGAUAUACAGACAAGAGGGUUUCCGAGGGUUGUAUCAAGGUGUAACUCCGAACGUUUGGGGCGCAGGAGCCUCUUGGGGUUUGUACUUUAUGUUUUAUGGUUCGUUGAAGAAUUGGGUGAAAAAAGGCGAUGCCAGUGCCAAUUUAAGCGCAGGAACGCACCUUGCCUUGGCUUCUGCGGCAGGCUUUACGACUUUGUUAAUCACUAAUCCACUAUGGGUAGUUAAAACAAGGUUAUGUCUUCAGUAUGGAGGAAUAAAGAAAUAUAAUGGAAUGAUCGAUUGUUUGGUAAAAAUUUACCAAGCCGAUGGAUUUAGAGGCUAUUACAAAGGACUUGUGCCCGGUAUCUUUGGAGUUUCUCACGGUGCAGUACAGUUUAUGGUAUACGAAGAAAUGAAGAAAGCCCAUUCAAAGUACUAUUCGCAGCCCAUUACAGCUAAACUGAGCACCAUUGAAUAUUUAACGUUCGCAGCUAUUUCGAAACUAAUAGCAGCUGCUACAACAUAUCCUUAUCAAGUCAUAAGGGCUCGAUUGCAAAAUCAGCAUUAUUCUUAUACGGGUCUGGGUGAAUGUGUUAAAUUAACGUGGACUCACGAAGGAUGGAGGGGCUUUUAUAAAGGAUUAGGUACCAAUUUAGUAAGGGUUGUGCCCGCAACAGCCAUCACGUUUGUUACUUACGAGAACGUGUCCCAUUGGCUUCUUAAACAUAGCGAAAAUAAAUUAAGAAGUUAAUGAUAGUUUAGAAAUGUGAAGUUACAAACAUUUCUUAUUGUUAUUUUUUACCCAUUAGACUACAAUAGAAUGGUGAUUGUGAGCUAAUAAUGUGAUGUUCGAAUUACUUUACACAAAGGCUGUAUUCUGUUCCUCUGAAUGUUUAAUCUUAGUUUCAUUUUACCACAAUUAUUUUGUAUUUAUGAUACUAAUCUGCUUUAUUUAGCCAUCGCCCAAUUUCAAAUUUGCAUACUAAAAAUUCAAUAUUUUAAACGUGUUAUUCAAUUUGUUAGUAUAUGAUUCAAUGUAGAGCGUAAUUAUUUAAUUAAAGUGCAACAUACCAUUGUAAAGUUCGUUUUACAUUAUCCAAGUUUUUGUUACAAAAGAUAUUCAAACAAAAAAUCGUAAAAGUUUACUACACCUACCAAAAAUUAGAUUAUAUAAAAC
Phyllotreta striolata is the source of this 1505-nucleotide messenger RNA. Lineage: Eukaryota; Metazoa; Arthropoda; Insecta; Coleoptera; Chrysomelidae. The record is from the annotation of a GenBank genome assembly.